Molecule: messenger RNA, 1728 nt
Organism: Sabethes cyaneus
Lineage: Eukaryota; Metazoa; Arthropoda; Insecta; Diptera; Culicidae
Product: UDP-glycosyltransferase UGT5-like
Exons: 5
Coding region: 1-1728 (575 amino acids)
Molecular function (GO): UDP-glycosyltransferase activity
Source: RefSeq, a predicted model, not a curated record
AUGUAUAGGAAAACCACAUUCCUGAUCAUCAUCGUACGGAUCCUUGUGACAUUGACAGUGAAAGAGAUACUGUUUCUGGUGGAGAUACUGAUGGAAAUGGGUCAGGCUAGUAACUUUACACUCAUUAAACAUGUACUGAUUAUACUGACGACCUUCGGCACGAUGGCAAACUGCUCGAAGAUUCUAGUGCUCGUUCCCUUUCCGGCGCACAGUCAUUGGCUGUGGCUGGAGCAUUUCGUCCUGGAGCUGCUAGACCGAGGCCACCAAGUAACGGCUGUUACCAACUUUGCCGCCACCGAGCCACAUCCUAACUAUACCGAGGUAGUAAUAGAUCCGCCAUUCGAUAUUCCAUACUAUUUUCCCGUGUCGGAUAUGUUCGAAGCGAAGUACAGCAGUGAUGUUUCCAAUUUGUUUUUAUACUGGAACGUCGGCAUUUCUACGACAAAAUAUGCGCUGAGGAACCCCGAUGUUCAGCAUUUCAUCGAGCAGGACGAUAGCAGCUUCGAUCUGGUGAUAUCGGAACAGUUUUAUCAGGAGGCUUUCCUGAUGUUUGCACACAAGUACCGAGCGCCGAUUGUGACAAUAGGGACAUUGGGUUACUCGGAUUUUAUGGAUCGAGCAAUGGGACUGCUGACACCGUGGUCCUUCGUUCCACAUCCUAUUCUAAUGUAUAAGGAUGAUAUGAGUUUCAGUCAGCGAUGCUACAAUUUUCUGAUAUCGGCGACGGAUGCUUUUUUACGGAAAUACUACUAUUUGCCUCGACAGGAUAAAUUGGCGAAAAAAUACUUUUCUUCGAUUGAAGGGCCGGAAUCGUUCCCAUCGGUGGAGGAGCUGGAAAAAUCCAUCUCGGUGAUGUUGAUAAACAGUCACAUCUCUACGACGCCGCCUCGUGCCUCCAUAACGGGGCUGGUGAACGUGGCUGGAGCCCACAUCAAACCGGCGAAAGUACUGCCGAAGGAUAUUCAACGAUUUCUGAACGGUGCCACCGAGGGGGCAAUAUUUUUUAGCCUCGGGUCGUACGUCAAGAGCACCGAUAUGCCGAAAGACAAGCUGAAGGCAUUUUUCGAGGUGUUUCGGAAUAUCAAGCAUAAAGUGUUGUGGAAAUUUGAGGAUGAAACGAUGAGUAAUGUUCCGAAAAAUGUCAUGGUUAGAAAGUGGUUGCCACAGAGCGAUAUCCUGGCCCAUCCCAAUGUAGUUCUAUUCAUCACUCAUGGCGGAAUGUUUGGCACACAGGAGGGACUUUAUCGUGGAGUUCCUAUGCUGUUCAUCCCGUUCUAUGGCGAUCAGCAUCAAAACGCACUCAAAGCAGAGCGCUCAGGUUAUGCUUUGUCGUUGAAUUUCGCUGAUGUUAACGUAAUAACGCUGGGUUCCAGAAUCAAUGAGUUACUCACCGAUCCUACCUACAAAAGACUGGCGAAAAAAGCCUCUCAACUAUUUCGCGAUAAUUUAGUUCCGCCAAUGGACGAAGCCAUGUACUGGAUUGAGUAUGUAAUACGUCACAAAGGAGCCAAACAUCUGAAGUCGAUAUCCGUCGAUCUGAAUUGGGUACAGUACCACAUGUUGGACGUGGUAACCUUUUUCACACUAAUGGUAACUUUAACGUUAACAGUCAGCUAUAGAAUCCUGAUGGCACUUUAUAGGGACUUCAUAAAACAAAAAUCGAAGGAAACCAAGAAAAUCGUGACACCGUCUAAAGUUCGAGGCCAUACGAAGUUUAAAGAAAAUUAG